Messenger RNA from Morone saxatilis (striped sea-bass), 1897 nucleotides. It is a transcript of the gene aspa, whose product is annotated as aspartoacylase. Bases 1 to 942 code for a protein of 313 amino acids. The record is from RefSeq and is a predicted model, not a curated record. The transcript is spliced from 6 exons. Gene Ontology annotation, molecular function: hydrolase activity, acting on ester bonds; hydrolase activity, acting on carbon-nitrogen (but not peptide) bonds, in linear amides. NCBI's taxonomy places the organism in Eukaryota, Metazoa, Chordata, Actinopteri, Moronidae.
AUGUCUGCUUAUAAAAACAGCGUGUGUUUUAACGAGGCCAGGAGAGUGGCUAUUUUCGGAGGGACGCACGGGAACGAGAUGUCAGGCGUGACGCUCGUGAACCUGUGGGUGAAGAACAGCGCAGAGAUCCAGAGGAAAGGGGUCGAGACCAAACCGUUCAUCGCCAACCCGAAGGCUGUGGAGAAGUGCACCAGAUACGUGGACACGGACCUGAACCGAGCCUUCAGCCCGGAAAACCUCAGUGCCCCAGGAGGAGAUGACCUGCCCUACGAGGUGCAGAGAGCCCAGGAGAUCAACAGGAUAUUUGGGCCCAAAGGAAGCCCAGAGGCCUACGAUGUUAUCUUUGACCUCCACAACACAACGUCCAACAUGGGCUGCACGCUGAUUCUGGAGAGCUCCAAAGACCACUUCAAUCUGCAGAUGAUGAACUACAUCAAGAAAGCCAUCGCUCCAGCCAGUUGUCUCGUUCUGCUCAAUGAACAUCCUCUUUUGAAAUAUUCCACUUCACGCUCUGUUGCCAAGCACCCUGUUGGUCUGGAAGUGGGUCCUCAGCCUCAAGGUGUAUUGAGGAGUAACAUCUUUGAAGCUAUGAGGGUAAUCCUGAAACAUGCCCUGGACUUCAUCGAACUGUUUAAUGAAGGAAUGGAGUUCCCCCCUUGUACGGUGGAAGUUUUCUGGGUCUCAGAGAGGAUUGAUUACCCCAGAGAUGCCAAUGGAAACAUCAUUGCCAUGGUGCACCCCAAUCUGCAGGACUGUGACUGGGAACCGCUGAACCCUGGCGACCCUAUGUUCCAAACAUUUGAUGGAAAGACCAUCCACUACCAAGGCUCAGGCACCGUCUAUCCCACUUUUAUUAAUGAGGCAGCCUAUUAUGAAAAACAACAGGCGUUUGUAACCACCAGACGAGAAACCUUGGUAGCAAGCGCCAUCAGAAAAGCAUGAAAACUGGUUUGUGAGGCUAACAGCGACCAUAAAUACAUGUUAGCCACAGCAACGAUCUAUGUAUAGAUUUUGCACUUUGUUCUGUUAGCAAAUGACACUUUCCUCACAUAAUGAUUAGAUACCGUCUUUUACACACUGAUUUAGUUUUCUAUGCGUUUACUAUCACAAAAUCUAUUAACUAUGCAAAGAACAUUUGUGAAGACACUGUGAAAGUCUUUGAUCUGAAGACUGGUAUAUUGCUGUGGUAAGUAUUUGUGAUACUGCUGUUAUUUUAAAGAUAUAUUUACUUUGAAUCAACUAAGCUUUUAUAAUAUUAAAGGCCAGGCCUAAUCAUUGAUGGCUUAUGAAUCAUUAUACAACACUACUACUACUGCUCAGGACGGCCAUUGGGGAUCAUAACCUGCAACUUUUGACCCAAAACUGUACGUUGUUUGUCUUCUUCUAAAAAUAUAUUUGUAACAUCUUUGGGAGGGUGUUUGUGGCCUUUGAUUCUACUUACCUGUAACUCCAGUGGUUGCAUCUGUGGUGCUGUCCUAUCAUUGCCUUAAUAGAGAUUUCAAAGAAAAUUGCACAACAAAUUUGGAGUGGAAUUUGUAGAUUAUAUGUGUUGGAUAACAAGAUAUUAUUUUGAUAAGAAAUGGUAUAUGUUCUGUUCCUCUACACAAAUGGGAUGCAGUUUGAAACAUGUUUUAUAGUAAUAUAUUUGUGUCUAUUUUGAUAUACUUGUACUGUAUGUUUGGUUUUAAGUGAUGUAUAAGACCUAUUGAAUCAUGAAGCAUAUGUACUUUCUAAUAUUUUUAUGUCUUUGUUGUCUCAAAGUAUGUCGCUGUGGUCUUACAGUAAUUAAUUUUUCAUUCAGCAAUAUUUUUUGUAGCACCCUUUAUAUGAUUAGUAAAGUUUACUGUACUUGAAGUCCUGUGGAAAUGAUCCAUUCAAUAAAUGUAGUACUAUGCUA